Messenger RNA from Eleginops maclovinus (Patagonian blennie), 1841 nucleotides. Its product is annotated as C-C chemokine receptor type 3-like. The coding region runs from base 154 to 1161 and encodes 335 amino acids. The transcript is spliced from 3 exons. The record is from RefSeq and is a predicted model, not a curated record. Gene Ontology annotation, biological process: cell chemotaxis; calcium-mediated signaling; immune response. Gene Ontology annotation, cellular component: membrane; external side of plasma membrane. Gene Ontology annotation, molecular function: C-C chemokine receptor activity; C-C chemokine binding. NCBI's taxonomy places the organism in Eukaryota, Metazoa, Chordata, Actinopteri, Perciformes, Eleginopidae.
UCACACACUAACACACACUACUUUGAUACUUCCUUCCCCUAACUGGCUGACCUAUUAUGGAGUGACUUGAACUCACUGUGUGUCAGACGGCUCUGCUCUGGGAAGUGGAACAACAAGCAAAAGAAGAUUUUCCCAUCAACAUUUGAGACAACAAUGGAAACUACAAGCUAUUAUUCUGGAAACACGUUGACAUUCAACCCUGAUUAUGAGGAGCCUAGAGUGUCUGUGGUGUCUUGGCUCGCUAUCCUCUACCACUUUAUGUUCCUUUUCAGUCUCUUUGGAAAUGGGCUUGUCCUGGUCAUCAUUUAUCAGUUUGAGAAACUGACCACUGUGACCAACAUCUUGCUGCUGAACAUGGUGGUGUCCUCUCUGAUCUUCAUGAGCAGCCUUCCUUUCACGGCAGUCUACAAGCAGCUCACCGCCUGGAUCUUCGGGGAUGUCAUGUGCAGGAUCGUUGGUAGCCUCUACUAUCUGGGCUUCUACAGUUCAGUCCUCUUUCUCACUCUUUUGACCUUCGACCGACACCUUGCAGUUGUGUACUCCUUGAACGCGAUGCGAGUGAGGAAUCAAAGAUAUGCCGUAAUCUCAUGCGCUGCAAUUUGGGUGGUCAGCGGCUUGGCGUGCAUCAGGCCAAUGAUUCUCUACAGAACUUUCACCUUUUUGAACCAAACCCUCUGUCAGGCGUACCCUUUGGAGGUAGACACUGUUGAUGAAAAAAUGUUGAGAUUAUCUGGAUUUUACCUCCAGCUUUUGCUUUUCUUGAUCCUUCCUCUGGCUGUUAUUAUCUAUUGCUACGUUAGGAUUGCUAUCUCUGUCAUCUCGACCAAAAUAGUUACCAAGUUCAAAACUGUCAGGUUGAUAUUUUUCAUUGUACUGCUUUUUUUUGCUUGCUGGACUCCAUACAACAUUGUCUGGUUGAUGCAUAAUCAAGCCACCGAGGAGAAUGAGGAGUUGCUCCAUGGUUAUCUUGAAAUCACACGUACCAUUGCUUACUUUUACUUUUGCAUCAGUCCUAUCUUUUACACAUUUGUUGGGAAAAAGUUUCAGAACCAUUUCAAAGUGCUGCUGGUGAAACGUUUUCCUGGUUUAAAGAGGCAUGUUUCUGUCAGUCAACACAGCAGAACCAAUAUGUCUACAAAAAGUAUGCGAAACGAGAUUUAGCAAUGGCAGAGCCUUUUGUUUCCCAGGAUCAGGACCAUAUUUGGUUAUCAAUUAUACUAAAUUCACUGUUUUCAAGCUGUUGACAUUUUUCUGUACAGUUGUGAUCAAUGGUCUAAAAAGAAGCUAUUGCCAUAUAUGUAUUUGCUAAUGAUGGUAAAAAAAAAAAAAAAAAAAAAAAAACAUAAUUCACGCCCAUCCUCCACAGCAAAAAUGCACACUACACCCUCAUUUAGUUCUGCUUUACUGGCCCUACAAAUGCAGCAAAUCCUGAGAUGGAUUUCUAUCAUCUCUGAGAUGAGUUUCUCCUUUGAAAAUGUAAAUACACAUUGAGGCUAUGGCUAUGCAGACAUACCUCAAGGACAACUGUUUGGGCCAUUUGUGUUUUCUCCAUUUCCAGUAGAGAUUAAUAAUAGUGAAGAGAACAUUAAAAACAUUGAACCAUAACCAUAUAUGGUUAUGGUAUGUUUCCAUGAAGACUUUAGUGUUUUACUCCACAAUAAUGAAUGAAGUGGGCCAAAUCAUUGUCCUUUAGAAAUUAGUCAAAUGGCUGUUUGUUCAUACAUUUUUAUUGAUUUUGUCCAUAUAUCAAUCUUAUGUCUAUUUGUAUAUUUGUUUAAGUUUACUCUUGCAUUUGCCUGUGUAAACCCAAGCUGUUUAAUCCAAUAAACCCUUAUAAUCUA